AUGGAGAAGCAUAUUCUCUUAUUGAUUCUUCUCAUUCUAGUUCAAGUUUCUAUAUCAGUUACUUCCUCAAAUGAAACAGAUCAAGAAGCUCUACUAGCUUUUCAAAAUCUUAUUACAAGUCCUAGUCAUUUUUUGGCCAAUAAUUGGACCAAGAAUACUUCUUUUUGCUCUUGGUUUGGUGUCACUUGCAGUUCAAAAAGUCAAAAGGUCGGGUCCUUGGUUCUUCCUAAUUUGCAACUUCAAGGCGAAAUUUCACCUUCUUUAUCCAAUUUGUCCUUUCUCAGAGAGCUCAAUCUUGGAAACAACUUAUUACAUGGCCACAUCCCUAAUGGCCUAGGCCACUUGCCUCGCUUGCUAGUGAUUGAUAUUCAAAACAAUCAGCUCCAAGGAAGUAUUCCGACAAGUCUAUUUCAACACCAGAGAGUUCGAUUCAUUCGGCUGGCUUUCAAUAAACUCGGUGGUGAACUGUGGAAAGGGCCAUGUUUGUCUGGGAAUAGAAUCAACGGUGAUAUUCCAAAGGAGAUUGGUAAUCUGAACCAACUUGCAAAGGAAGAUCUUCCUAAUCUUAAAGAACUUCUCUUGGAACACAAUCAACUCGUAGGGGAAAUUCCUCCGUACAUCACAAAUGCUUCCAAGCUCGAGAUACUAGGUCUAGAAGUGAACUUUUUCAGUGGGACUAUACCGACUAAUUUGGGAAAUCUUCGUGAGCUGCGAGAAUUAUUCCUAUUUGGUAAUCAACUUACCAAUGAACCAAGAGAACAUGAAUUACGAUUCUUAAAUUCUUUGGUGGACUGUAUCAUUCCUAAGUCAUUGGAAACACUCAUAUACCUUAAAGACAUCAAUGUUUCAUUUAAUGAUUUAGAAGGUGGAAUACCUAGAGGUGGCGUGUUUGCAAAUUCCACUCCACAAUCUUUUUGA
Lycium ferocissimum is the source of this 918-nucleotide messenger RNA. RefSeq names its product LRR receptor-like serine/threonine-protein kinase EFR. The transcript is spliced from 4 exons. NCBI's taxonomy places the organism in Eukaryota, Viridiplantae, Streptophyta, Magnoliopsida, Solanales, Solanaceae. The record is from RefSeq and is a predicted model, not a curated record. The coding region runs from base 1 to 918 and encodes 305 amino acids.